AUGGAUUACUUGGACUCUAUCACACAGCCAUCUACUACCACCAUUGACGAUACAGCCACAACAGACACGCCAACUACAACUACAACUGAUGAUGUUGUUGUGGCUGAUGUUGAUGUCCAAGUUGGAGUUGAAGUUGCAGUUGAUGCUGAGGUUGUUGAUGGAUUGAAUGUGGAUGUAACCAACUACAACAAUAACAAGCAUGAUCCAAAUAUAAUACCAGAUCAUAUUUUGGAGCAAUGGAGAAAGGACUUUAAAAACUUGGAGGUACAUCAGCAACCACCCUUGGUCGUCGCUACACCUGUUCCAGUGGUCGAAGAAACAACGCCAUCACCAUCAUCAACAGAGACAGAGACAGAGACACUGCCAUCACAAUCAACUCCAACAUCAUCAGAUGAAGGUUUGGCAACAAAAACCACAUCAUCACCUGAUGCAAACACUCAGUCAUCCAAUGUAAAUAGUCCUGCACCAACAACAACAACUACUGCUACUACUACACGCCAAAAUGCACCAAGACCACCUACCAAGCAAUCAGUGAUUGAUAUGGAUCUUGGAGUAUAUGGUCUGCCACAGAAUACAACUGUGCGUGGUGUCUUUUGGAAGGUGGCAUUGGGCUCUCUAUCGAACGAGUCAAAGAGUGAAUGGCCUGAACAAGCAAAGAAGCAAAGGAACAAGUAUGAUACAUUGAAGAGAGUCUACAUAGUCGAUCCAAGAACAAACAAAGACAAUGCCUCUGUUGCCAUGGAUGAUCCAUUAUCACAAAACAAAGAUAGCGUUUGGAAUCAAUUCUUUGAGAAUGAGACUACACAGAAAGAGAUUGGACAUGAUAUUACUCGAACAUAUCCAGACAUUGACUUCUUUGCACGCAAGGAUAUUCAAGAUACCAUGACUAGAAUAUUGUUCAUCUUCUCAAAGCAGUAUCCAAAGAUCAAGUACUUGCAAGGAAUGAAUGAGAUCUUGGCACCUCUGCUCUUUGCUUGUUAUGCUGAUUCACAUUGGGGCGACUUUAGUCAGGUGUAUCGUCUGGGCGUAAGCCCAUCGACAGGUAACAAUGGCGAUGAUGAUAGCCAGAAGAUAGUGGACCCAUUUGGCGUGGAGUAUCCAAGCCAGCCAAUUCCAUUCCCACUGGUUGACGAUGUCGAGCAGGACCUGGCAUCACUGGUACGCGAUCCAAGAUACUUUGAGCACGACGCCUACUUCUUGUUCGACGCACUCAUGGCCAAGAUUGGCAAGUGGUUUGCCUCGCCACCCAGUUCGCCAAUGAUCUCGUCGCAGUCCAAGAAGGACCCAUUCGAGAAGUCCAACAGCAGCAGCACGUCACCAAACAUUAUUGUCGUGGAUCAAUGUUUUGAGAUCUUCCAUCAACUCAGCAUCGUCGAUCCUCACCUGCACACCUAUCUCAAGGACAUGUCUAUCGAGCCACACCUCUACUCACUGCGUUGGCUACGUAUCCUCCUUGCCCAAGUCUUCCCCAUCCACAGUCUUCUCAUGCUUUGGGACGCCAUCUUCCGUGACUCACUCGAGUUGCUCAACAACAUUUGCAUCGCAAUGCUACUUGUCAUCCGUGAUUCACUGAUUGGCAAGGACUACUCAGAGUGUUUGCAAUUGUUGUUCAACUAUCCAAUGACACAUGAUCCAACCUCAUUGCUGUUCACUGCAUACACUGUGGCUGAGAGGAUCAAGACGAUCAAGGCAGAGAAUCCACAUGUUAACUAUGACUUUAAGCCUGUUCCAAAGGAGGCGCCAAAGCCUAAGCAAAGACCGCAUUACAAUAUGUCAUCACAGUCAAAGAAGUCUGCGACCAUAUCAUAUGGAUCAUCAUCAUCAUCAUCAGCUAGUAGUGGACAGAGCUUAUCAGCAGCAGCACCAGUGACCAGACUAUCAAACUCUUCAUCAGCUGUUGCACCACCAUCAGUAACAACAGCACCAGCCAAUCCGCCUCCCAAGCCAUCCAGCAGCGGUGGAUUCUUCUCAGCAGUGGCAUCCACAGUGAAGAUGCUCGUCACAGAAUUGAAUGAAAUGGAUACAGCUGGCGAGGUCGAGACACUCAAGGAGCGACAGAUACAUGUUUCCAACAGGAUUGAGAGAUUGAUAUACAUCGUAGAGACUUUGAGAAAUAAUGACAAUGUGGAGACUGUUCAAUCAGUUCAGGAAGAACUAAAGUCAAUCAAGAAGGUGUUGAAUCCAUGGAAGGCUGGAACAUCUACACCAUCACAGGCAACACCAACGACUUCGUCGCCACAACAACAAUCAACAUCACCAACACAACAGCUACAACACGCCACUGAGCGAUCAAACAAACGACUAAGCCUUCCAACAACAGGCUCAUCAGACGCUGCCCCAGAAGACUAUCCAGAUGUACUUUAG
Messenger RNA from Acytostelium subglobosum LB1, 2364 nucleotides. RefSeq lists its product as hypothetical. NCBI's taxonomy places the organism in Eukaryota, Evosea, Eumycetozoa, Acytosteliales, Acytosteliaceae. The transcript has 5 exons. The coding region runs from base 1 to 2364 and encodes 787 amino acids. Gene Ontology annotation, molecular function: GTPase activator activity. The record is from RefSeq and is a predicted model, not a curated record. Gene Ontology annotation, biological process: activation of GTPase activity.